AUGUCUACACCAGCAGAAAAUCCUAAAAAAGAAAGCAAGAAGCCUGCCAAGGUUGCCUUCACUUUAAAGACACCUAAGGGUACCAAAGACUACACCGAUAAGGAUAUGGCUAUCCGUGAAAAGGUUUUCAAUACUAUCACCAAAGUUUUUAAGAAGCACGGUGCUGUUACUAUCGAUACUCCUGUAUUUGAACUCAAGGAAGUUCUUACAGGAAAAUAUGGUGAGGACAGUAAACUCAUUUACGAUUUAGCUGAUCAAGGUGGUGAGCAAUGCUCCCUCCGUUACGAUUUAACUGUUCCUUUUGCUCGUUUCUUGGCUAUGAACGGCAAGGAAUACCAAAAUAUCAAACGUUAUCAAAUUGCCAAAGUAUACAGACGUGAUCAACCUGCUAUGACAAAAGGUCGUAUGAGAGAAUUUUAUCAAUGUGAUUUUGAUAUUGCUGGUACCUACGACUCUAUGAUUCCAGACUCUGAGAUUUUGAGAAUUUUAUGCGAAGCACUCACCAACUUGGAUAUUGGUAAAUUCACCGUCAAACUCAACCACCGUAAAAUCUUGGACGGUAUUUUUGAAGUAUGUGGUGUUCCUGAAGAUAAUAUCCGUCCCAUUUCCUCGGCUGUUGAUAAAUUGGAUAAAUUGCCUUGGGAGGAAGUCAAGAAGGAAAUGGUUGAAGAGAAGGGUCUUGCCCCUGAAUCAGCAGACAAGAUCGGUGAAUAUGUCAAGCACAAGGGUGGACGUGAAUUAUUGGACUACUUGAAGAAGGAUGAAGUUUUGAUGGCUAAUGCCAAUGCUGCAGCUGGUUUGAAGGAUAUGGAGACUUUGUUUGAUUAUUUGGAAGUGUUUGAAGUUAUGGAUAAGAUGUCCUUUGACCUCAGUUUAGCAAGAGGUUUGGAUUAUUACACCGGUAUUAUCUACGAAGCUGUUACCGAAAAGUCUGCUCCACCUAAAUUGGCCGAAGGCGUGAAGCCUCAAACUAAAAAGGGUUCUGAUGAGCUCGACGAAUCUACUGUUGGCGUUGGCUCCGUCGCUGCUGGUGGUCGUUACGAUAAUCUUGUUGGUAUGUUCUCCGGUAAGAAUAAGAAGGGUCAACCUAACCUACAGAUCCCUUGCGUCGGCGUCUCUAUCGGUGUCGAACGUGUCUUUUCUAUUUUGAUGGCCAAGCAAAAGGCUGAAGAAAUCAAGAGCAAUGAAACUGAAGUGUUUGUUAUUGCUGUCGGUGACGGUCUGUUGAAGGAAAGAAUGGCUAUUGCCAAAGAACUUUGGAAUGUCGGAAUUAAGGCCUCUUACAUGUUCAAGAACAAACCUAGAUUAGAUAAGCAAUUUGAUGUUUGUGAGAAGGAAAUGAUUCCUUUUGCUGUUAUUAUUGGCAAGGAUGAGCUAGAAAAGGGUGAAGUCCGUAUUAAGGACAUGAGAUCAAAGAAUGAAGCACAAGGUGGCGGUGUUACUGUUGUUCGUGCUGAUAUGAUCAAGGAAAUUCAAUCUAGACUUGCCAACAUGUAA
Messenger RNA from Mycotypha africana, 1497 nucleotides. RefSeq names its product histidyl-tRNA synthetase. The transcript has 4 exons. Gene Ontology annotation, cellular component: cytoplasm; mitochondrion. Gene Ontology annotation, molecular function: ATP binding; histidine-tRNA ligase activity. The record is from RefSeq and is a predicted model, not a curated record. Gene Ontology annotation, biological process: mitochondrial translation; histidyl-tRNA aminoacylation. Lineage: Eukaryota; Fungi; Mucoromycota; Mucoromycetes; Mucorales; Mycotyphaceae. Bases 1 to 1497 code for a protein of 498 amino acids.